ACAUGUUCGAUCUGUAUCUGUGCGUCGCAGGCAGCGUUGUCUAUCGUGGCCGCCCCUAAUUUCGUUGUUGUCGAGGGCCCAAUGAUAAUAAUUGAUGAGCUUCAGUCCUUUCAUAUUCAUAUAUUACCGGCCUCGAACUGGGUAUAAUCGCGAAACGCUCACCACACAUAUCAACGUCGUCUCUAUGAACAAUGCAUGAGUGUCAGCAGUGUCAACGAAGCUUUCAGCGAAUCGCCUCGCUCCGCCAGCAUGAGUCUUCGACAGGACACAUCUCCAGUGGCUCGGUACCAGUUGUCGUCGUACGUAACAUGAGACCUGUAACAAAGACGACGACGGCAGUAGAGCCGAUCAUGGACACUUCGGUGCAGUAUCACGGCAUUCCUUCGAGCCAGAUCAAGCCCGUAUUCAAAGCCGCAUGUUACUCUCGCUUUCAAGAGCCUGUUGCUGCCGAUAUCAUUCGAACGACCCGGACCACGCUCGAGCCGGAUAUUGUAGCAGCAAUCCUGGAAGGGGCCUUGCGCUUACUUCCGGUUGAUUUGACGCCGGAAGGCCAGCGAAUUCGUCGCGAGAAGGAGCAGGCAAAGGCAGAGCAUGCUCGGAAAGCAGAGAACGACUUCGUCGAGCACGUUCGACGCCUUCAGCCGGCCAUGCUCGAUGAGGCGCAGCAAAAGCAGCGAAUCUUGGCCGCUAAAGAAUCAGGCAGCCCGCUCAAACUUCUAGCGACACCCGACAUCCUCUUUGACGAGCCAACGGAAAUCAAUGGCGCUGCUUGUCACUGGAUCGAGUACAAAAAUAUGUUCGGUUUCAAGCAAAAUCCAUUUGUUCAGCAAAAGAUCAAGCAGCAAUGUCGGAGAUACGCAUCAUUGUUCGGCGCGGGCAUCAUCAUCUACAGACUCGGAUUCGAGGUCCGCCUUCUCGAUAUCGAAGGAGUGCGUGUCAUGCGCGAGCGCGAUGUUUCGUUCUGGGUUAGCCAGCAAAUCAGCCUUCAAGAAGUACGCACGCUCUAG
Dissoconium aciculare CBS 342.82 is the source of this 1007-nucleotide messenger RNA. RefSeq lists its product as uncharacterized. The record is from RefSeq and is a predicted model, not a curated record. The transcript has a single exon. Lineage: Eukaryota; Fungi; Ascomycota; Dothideomycetes; Mycosphaerellales; Dissoconiaceae. The coding region runs from base 192 to 1007 and encodes 271 amino acids.